This is a messenger RNA of Rotaria sordida, 2415 nucleotides long. Lineage: Eukaryota; Metazoa; Rotifera; Eurotatoria; Philodinida; Philodinidae. The record is from the annotation of a GenBank genome assembly.
AUGAACCAUCAUAAAAAACAUACUCAUCGAAAAUCAUCAGCAUCAUCAACAUCAUCUGAAAAUAAUCUUUUACAAAAUAAUGAACAAUCAUUAUGUCGAACAUCACAAUCAUCAUCAUCAUCAUCUGGAUCUUCAGCAAAAAAAAAAUUAAUCUAUCCAAAUGUACCCAAACGAAUACAACAACAAUGUUCAACUAUUAAUGAACAUAAUGAUACAAUUCAAACAGAAUCCGAAAUUAUUAUUAUACCAACUGAAAUACAAUCACAAAAACGUGACACAUACUCAUCAAAUAUGUCAUCGUCCAAUCGAAAUGCUUAUGUUCGUCAUACUUUAGAUCUUAUCACAAAAUAUACUUCACCACAAAAACCAUUUUCAAAAGAGCCUCAUGAUCAGUCUUUAUCUUCUGUACAAAAUCGUGCUAAUAAUAUAAAUAAUAGUCAAUCUAUUAAUCAAUCAAAAUCUAAACGAACAUUAUCUCCUUUGAAUGAAACAAAUCAACAAAAUCAUGAAUCUAAACGAAAAAAAUCAUUUGAUAAUGAUGAUGAUGAUGAUGAUAAUGAUAAUGAUGAACUAUCUCAAUUUCUUGAUUAUCGAUGUCAUAAAAAAUUAUCAUCUCAAAAUGAUAAUACAACUAUUUCAUCUCAAACAACAACAACAACUGAUGGUGAACAAAGAAAACCUACUGUACGAAAACCAACCGUUAGAAAACUAAGUAUCAAUCAACAAAAACCAAUUGUAUCACAAAUAGUGCCAAUCGAACAACCUAUAGUAAACACGCCAACGGAAUCCGAUGAAAUACUUAUUAUUGAACCUGAUGUUGAUACAGAAGAAGAAAAUACAAUUGAUCGAGAAGGAAUAAUUUCAUUAGCUAAACAUUCUCAAAAUUCUAAUACAGAAUCCAAAGAUCAUUUAAAAAACUCAAAAUCUAAUCCAAUAAUACCAUCUCCUAUUCGACUUCCAAUCGAUAAUCAUAUUGAUUCAUUAAAUUCAACAAAUGAAAACCAUGUUUCUAUUACACCAAUCAAAAAUUCUAAUUCAAUAUAUUCACCAUCUAACAAUAUAUCAAAACAAAUUCUUAAUAAUUCAAUUAAUAAUUUUUCACCUGGUUCAAAUUUUGGAAGACGAAGAAGAUAUUCAUCAACAUCAACAACUUCAUUUCUAUAUGAUACACCAUGUUCAUCAUUUUCACGUACGACAACAAAUAAUACAAUAUUAAAUUCACAAAUUAAUAUAAACAAUGAAUGUGAAACUCAAACAUUAUUACCAACAAAUAUUGAUAUGAUUCAUCAAUUAAUAUUACAAAUGAAUUCAAAUAUUAAUGAAAAUGAAUAUAAUAUUGAUUAUAAUUCAAUGGAAAUUUCAAAAAAAUUAUUUCAUCAAUCUGCAUCAUUGUUUUCAACGAAUAAAUAUCAAACAAUACCUUCAUUAAUUAAAAAACAAUUUUUCAAUAUUGGUCGAUAUGAAAUUGAAGUUCCUUUUCCAAUGAAUAGUAAUAAAAUUCCAAUAAUUUAUGCAUGUGAUAUAUGUUUAAAACAUUUUCAUGGUAGUUCAAUUGCAUUUCAACGUCAUACUUCUAAAUGUUUAUCUAUUCAACCACCAGGUAAACUUGUUUAUAAUGAAAAUGAUUUAGCAAUAUUUGAAAUUGGUCAAACAAAAUUAAAUAUUGAACAACGUAUUUAUAUUAAAUCAUUAUGUCGUAUUGCUCGUUUAUUUAUUGAUUCAAAUAAAAAGAUCCAAUUUUAUCAGAAUGUCAGUUUCAAAUGGAGAAUUUAUGCAGUUGUCAUUAUUAUUUGUCAAGGAUUUAGAAUAUUGAGUAACAAAUUAUAUAAUCCUUUUCUCUAUCGUUUUAUUGGUUACUUUUCUAAACAAGCCAAUCAACAUGUUCAACCGUCCAUUAAUAAUUUAUCUUGUUUAUUCAUAUUGCCACCUUUUGCUCAACAUCAAGAAUACAAUCAAUUAUUAAUUGCUUUUAGCUAUUUUCUUAUUCGUUCAAAUGCUUCCGAAAAUCUGAUAUAUAGUUCACCUGCUCGUCCACUUGAUAUUACAUCGUUGUCUGCUUUUCGAAACUAUUGGUGUGAUAUUGUAUUGACUCAUAUAAUUAAUCAUAAUCAAUCGUCAAUUAAAACUAUUACACUUGAUAAUCUUGCACGUCAAACAUUUAUUCAUCCAAAAGAUAUUCUUUCAAGCUUAUAUUCUAAUGGUUUUAUUGUUCCACAUUCUAAUGAUAAAUCAUCUGUUUAUCUUCUUGAUUGUGCAUAUCAAUCGAUAUCAUCGAAAAAUUUACAUAUUAGAAAUAAAUCAUUAUUUAUGAAUAUGAAAUUGAUUAAUACUGAUGAUGAGAAGAAAAUUAUGAUUGACAAAAACAAUAAUGACAAAAAUCAUGAUAGUGGUAUAGAAGAAAUUGUUCUUGAUUGA